UUCUUCUGAGUCCUGUGGAGCCCCAGGACACUGCUGCCAUGACGACCGCCAUCCUGGAACGCCUGAGCACCCUGUCCGUGAGCGGGCAGCAGCUGCGCCGUCUGCCCAAGAUUCUGGAAGAAGGGCUUCCCAAGAUGCCCUGCACCGUCCCAGAAACCGAUGUGCCUCAGCUCUUCAGGGAGCCUUACAUCCACGCAGGCUACCGCCCCACGGGGCACGAGUGGCGUUACUACUUCUUCAGUCUCUUUCAGAAGCACAACGAGGUGGUCAACGUCUGGACCCACUUGCUGGCCGCCCUAGCGGUCCUGCUGCGGUUCUGGGCUUUUGCAGAGGCUGGAGCUUUGCAGUGGGCCUCUCCCCACACCCUGCCCCUGCUCCUCUUCAUCCUGUCGUCAAUCACUUACCUCACCUGCAGCCUCUUGGCCCACCUGCUGCAGUCCAAGUCAGAGCUGUCCCACUACACCUUUUACUUUGUGGACUACGUCGGGGUCAGCGUCUACCAGUAUGGCAGUGCGUUGGCUCACUUUUUCUACAGCUCGGACCAGGCCUGGUACGAGCGCUUCUGGCUUUUCUUCCUGCCAGCGGCUGCUUUCUGUGGUUGGCUAUCCUGUGCUGGUUGUUGCUAUGCCAAGUAUCGCUACCGAAGGCCUUAUCCAGUUAUGCGGAAGAUCUGUCAAGUGGUACCCGCAGGGCUGGCCUUCAUCCUAGACAUCAGCCCUGUGGCCCACCGUGUGGCUCUCUGUCAUCUGGCUGGCUGCCAAGAGCAGGCGGCCUGGUACCACACUCUCCAGAUCCUCUUCUUUCUUGUUAGCGCCUACUUCUUCUCCUGCCCGGUACCUGAGAAAUACUUCCCCGGUUCCUGUGACAUUGUGGGCCACGGACAUCAAAUCUUCCACGCCUUCCUGUCCAUCUGCACGCUCUCCCAGCUGGAAGCCAUUCUUCUAGACUACCAGGGACGCCACGAGAUCUUCCUGCAGCGCCACAGCCCCCUGUCCAUCUACACCGCCUGCCUCUCCUUUUUCUUUUUAGCUGCCUGCAGCGCAGCCACGGCCUCCCUCCUGAGACACAAAGUCAAGGCCAGACUGAUUAAGAAAGAUUCCUGAGGUCUACAAACGAGGAAAGAUGUAGAGAUGUGCUACUGUGAUUUGGAGAAAACUUGACGCAAUAAUAGAAAUUGAUUUUUUUUGUUUUAUUUUUAAGGUUUGAUUUUUUUUAAAUUAAUAUGUAUUACAGGCUGGGGAUGAAACUUGAUUGGUGGAGAGUGCUUACAUAGCAUACAGGAAGCCCAGGGUUCGAUCCCCAGCACUGCACAGAACAGCAGCAGCUCUUAAGGAGGCAGGAAGAUCAGAAGUUUCUAGGUGAUUCUACGAUGCAUAGUGAGUCCAAGGCUAGUCUUUGAUACAUGAUAUCUUAUCUUUAAAAAAAAAAAUUAUUACAUAUUUUCAAGGGCAUAUGUCUAUAAAAUUUCAAAUGCAAGGCAUUUGAGAGUUUUUAAAAGAAAUACUCAUUUUCUGUCUGGGUUGUAGCCUUUCAUGGGAAAGGAUCCUGGCCACGAUGCAUGGGAUUCCAAACUAAAGAAACCAUUCUCACCCAGGAACACUUACCAGAAUUCUGGUUGUGGCUUCCAAAGCUGAGUCCUGAACUGGACAGAUAAUCAAACUGGACUGCCAAGUGAACGGUGGAUGUUUAGGAACAUCCACCCUGUACUACUGGUCUUGGUAACUGGGGAAACUGAUCCAUGGACUCUGUGCUGACAGGAUUUCAGAGUGUCUAGGGUGGAAAAGUCAGAAUUUUCAAGAAGAUCCAUUGAAACCCUUAGACAGAAUGGACUAUUCAAUUUAUCAGAUACAUGGUCUCAUCCACUGGCCAACGAGCCGGCUGAUUUGCCUGAAGAAAUGUUCCCAUCCCGAGUCUGCAUGGUAAUAUAAAGAAUUCCGAAGCUAUCACACUUCCAGGAAAUGCUUGGAGCCAUAUGAACUUUCAGGAAGCUGAUUCUGCUGUUAUACAGAAACAUCAGAAAAUCCAACAGUGCCAAGAGCUACCAGGAGACCCAGCCAGCAAACAUGGAUACACUUGUCUAUCUGUUACCCAUGGGGACCUUUUAGUUUGUAUGUGUGCAGGGCAGUAUUAACUGUGAGCUAUUUAGGGUCAUCUUGCAGGCCAGGGAAUUAGCUGAAGGUUUGCACAGACUCUUUUAAAAAGCUUGGCUCUAAAGUUGCUCGAGGGAUCUGAUGAUUUCAAGAGUAACCUAAGACCCAAGGUUCACAUUUCUGUUAGAUGCUGUCCCAUGAAGGACCAACAGGGCUACCCCAAUCCGGGGUCCUCAAACUGGCAGUUCUGCCUCAGGUUGGAGAAGAAACCUUAGAACAGGUCCUAGGACAGGUAAAUGGGUGCUCCCUGUGAUUGGCCCCUGAUGGUCCUUUGAGUAAGAGUGAGGCACCUGAUGGCCAAAUGCACUGUUUGUAACAUUGCUGCCGGCAGCCGCUGUGAGAUGGGUGGUGCUUGCGGCCGAUACAUUCUGGCCACUCAGCUCUCUCUGAGGACUGAUUUCUACAUUAAUCCAGUGAAGGAGGCUGUGGUCCAGGAAGCGCUGAGAUGCCCUCUUCUCACAGGCUGCAUUUCCUAUCAGUAUAAGGUCCCUUCGUACUAAAAAGGGAGUGAUCUGUUUCAGCUCCGGUGUGAUGAAGCGCCUCACCUCCUCUAUUAGGUUAUUGCUAAGUCUUUAAUCCUUUGCUCUCUCUCUCUCUCUCUCUCUCUCUCUCUGUGUGUGUGUUAGUCUUUCUGUAAGACAAUUGUGAGUUUUGUGCCUUAUACAUGGGAAUGUCUAAACAUUUUAUUUAAUAUAUGCCUCCGUGGAAUUUCAUGUUUUGGAUUAUUGAGGCAAGAAAAAAUGAAGAACCACAGAAAGCUAGAGUGACUUGUUAACGGAAACUUCCCUACCACCUUUAAAGCAAGAAAGGAUGUGUCUGCUGCAUCGUUUUACUGGAUGGGCUUGAGAAUCUGAACUGCUAUGCUAGCCGAGUGUCUACAUAAGCUUCUGGUUGUCUAGGCUAAGUUCAUGACAAGGAAUGUUAGCAAAAGUGAAUUGGUUUGAACUGAGCAAAAGAUGAUGGCCGGGGGUCAGGGCAGGGAGGUCGGGUAAAUGAUACAAGAAAAGGGUCUGUUUAAAAUGGGAACCGGAAAGUGUUAGAACUUCUCACUGUUAUGGAUUCAAAGGCGGUGAGAGAGGGAAGGAGGGGGUUGUUCUUGACUGUAACUGUGGUGGUUGUUUAUGAACAAAGGGUUUGUCCUUUUCUUCUUCUCCUCCUCCUCCUUUUUGAGACAGACUUUCUCUGUAGCUUUGGAGACUGCCCUUGGACUCCAUCAGUAGACCAGGCCAGCCUCGAACUCACAGAGAUCCGCCUGUCUCUAACUUCCCGCUGCUGGGAUUAAAGGCGUGCACCACAGCCACCCAGCUCUUCUUCUUUUUUUUGAGAUAAGAUCUCGCUCUAUAGCUCUGGCUGACCUGGAAAUAAUUAUGCAGACCAGAAUGGCCUUGAACUCUAGAAAUAAACCUACCUCUGCCUCCCAAGUGGCAGGACUAACGCCCUGUGAAUAGAGAUCUGGUGCUCUUCGUGCACCUGCAGGCCAGUGCCGAGCUGCACCCUGUCACUGGUGGGCCCGUGACACCAUAUGUAUAAAAAGUGAGACAGUGGCAUUCAGUUUUGGGUUUAAUUAUACAAAUAUUGCUAAGGUGAUUUGGACGUAGAUAAGAAAAAAGUGAUUUCUGUGGUGUUGGGACUUGAACCCAAGACCUCCAACAUCGUAACCAAGACUUCCUCCACUGACCUACAUCCCAGGCCAGGGAAAUGUAUGCUUAAUAGAUGUUUGGGAGGCAUUGAGGUGGGGCAACAGUGAUCUCCCCGUUAGAAUAAUAUAAAUAUGGGUGGUUCUUAACUCUUCCAACUCAUUUUUGAACAGCCAUUAAAAUGAAUCUUUCAAUGUGGAAAAGGCCUGAGUAGUUUAAAAGUAACAACUAAGGAUUGUAGAGAGGCGUAUGGAUGCCUAUCGAUUUACAGUGAGGUUGCAGCCCCCCCCCAAUCAGUAUAGUGUGAAAGAUAGUAUGAGAUGGUUAUCUUGCUCUUCAAUACUAGAAAUUUUAGUUGUCGAUACUUCCCUCUUCACUAAAACUUUCAACCCAUUAACAUGUAAAUGCCUCUGAUAAACAACUGUCAGUCGUUUGUAUUUUGUCAUGAGUAAAAUCCUUUAGAUAUAUAUAAGGCCCUGAUGAAUUCGAGAAGACGGAUACAUUUGGGGGUGCCUGUUUCUCUUUUCAGAGUCCUGGUAUUUCUUUGCUGGUGAAGGUUGUUUUUGUAGCUGUUUCUGGUUUGUGGUGUUUUGUUUUGUUUUGUGUUUGAGAUUGGUCUCACUGUGUUUCCUAGGCUGGCCUGGAACUCCCUGGUUCUCCCAACUCAGUCAGCCAAGGAGCUGGGAAUGCAGGCUGCGCCCACACCACACCCAAUUCUAAUGAACUAGUUUUAAAGUUCUUAAAGAUGUCAGAGUUAUAAUUUCAAUUUCUAAGUCUUUCUAAUAGCAAUGUGCAAGUCAUCUACUGGAAGCUUGAAAUACGAGUUCAGAACCAUGACAGGAGGGCCCUCUCUUUUCUUUGGUUAGUGCUCCGUAGUUCCACCUGGGUCCUCCAGGGGGCGAUGCGGUCUUACUUAAUGCUCCGCCAGCUCUUGUUACUAAGGCUUUGCCAUUAGUUGUCCUACUGUGUUUUGCUUGAAAGAAAACGUGGGGUUGUUUUCUGUCUCUAUAAAUAUACUUACAUGAAUAAUCAUUAAAAGGUUUUGUAUAUGGA
Molecule: messenger RNA, 4840 nt
Organism: Phodopus roborovskii (desert hamster)
Lineage: Eukaryota; Metazoa; Chordata; Mammalia; Rodentia; Cricetidae
Gene: Paqr8
Product: progestin and adipoQ receptor family member 8
Exons: 1
Coding region: 39-1103 (354 amino acids)
Biological process (GO): response to steroid hormone
Cellular component (GO): plasma membrane
Molecular function (GO): nuclear steroid receptor activity; steroid binding
Source: RefSeq, a predicted model, not a curated record